CACCCUCAUUGUCACUAAAAACGGCACACACUUAAUUUUACAUUUAACACAAAACAUGUGCUCGGUUCUUCUCCUGCAACUUUUACAACCAAAUUCCUUCCUCACUUCCUUUCUUUCUUCACUCACGUUUUGCACAAAUCUCCCUUAUUCAUCAGCUUGUAAAUUGUAAUUCACCUCUUUUCUCUCACUACACUCUUCUGCACACCUCAAUAAUCACACACCCUUCUUCAUGUAAUCUCUCCCUUACCUCGUGUCAAUCGUUCUCACUCAUUUCAUCACUUCUCUUAAUCAAAGGUACUGCCUUUUUUUCACUUUAUACUGGGUUUUUCCUCAUUUCCCAGAUCUAUAAACUGCCUUAAUUUUCUCAACUAAUCAAAUCUAACUAAAGAUCCAAUUUUAUUUUUAUAUUUUUAAUACAAUUACUGUACCCGGGUUUAAUCUUAUUUCUACAUUUAUUAACGAGAAAUGGAAGAGUGUGAUGGUAAAAUUAGCUUAAAUAGAUUGUCAAUCGAAGGAUCUAGAGAUACCCAGAUGGAAAAUUCGAUUGAUUUGAGCAAAGAAUAUGAAUUUCGUUCGAUGAACGCGUUGGAGAUUUUGAGAGAAACUGUGAGAAUUCUGAGGUAUAAUUGUGCAGGAUUUAUGGCAAUUGCAGCUUUACUUAUUUGUCCUGUAUCUGCUGUUCAGUUAUCGAAUUUGUUAGUUGAUCAUACAAUUGUGAGGAGAUUAACUAUAAGGUUAUUAUUGAUUGCUAGAACUAGUGGGUUACCUUUAAGUCCUGUUGUUAAGCAAUCUUGUCAAAGGUUUUCUGAGAUGGCUAUUUCUACUGCUGUUUGUUUCCCUUUGUAUGUGACAUUGUCGCUUUUGUCGAAAGCGGCUGUUGUUUACUCUGUUGAUUGUACUUACACUAAGAAACAAUUUGAUGCUUCGAAGUUCUGUGUGAUAGUUGGGAAGUUAUGGAGGCGGGUUGUCGUGACCUAUGUUUGGGCUUGUAUGGUGAUUGUUGGGGCUGUUACUUUGUUCCUUGUUCUUCUUGUGGCUAUUUGCAAUGUGUUUUUGAUAUUUGGGUUCAUCCCGGAUUUAGUUGUCUAUCCAGGAAUUGUUGUAGGGCUUGUUUUCUCUAUAGUGUUUGCAAACGCGAUAAUUGUUUGCAAUGUGGCUGUUGUGAUCUCGGUUUUGGAGGAUGCUUCUGGUCCUCAGGCAUUAUUGAGGUCUAGUGUUUUGAUUAGGGGUCAGACUCAAGUGGGUCUUCUUAUGUAUUUGGGAUCGACGAUAGGAAUGGCCUUUGUGCAAGGAUUGUUUGAGCAUAGAGUGAAAACUUUGAGCUAUGGAGAUGGUUCCUCUAGACUAUGGGAAGGGCCACUUUUGGUGAUCAUGUAUUCCUUCGUGGUGCUCGUUGAUGCUAUGAUGACUGCUGUCUUCUAUUUUAGCUGCCGGUCUUUUAGUAUGGAAGCAGCGAAUGAGGAAGCUCAGCCUAUUUUGGAAAUGGCUACUGCAACCCCAAAAGCAAACCUUGUUGAUUGUGAGAAUGCAGCUGGUUUAGUGGUUGGUUAACCUCUUAACCCUCUUCUCAGUCAAUAGCCAAUGAGGAUGUUUCUGCUAAUAUUUUUGGUUGAUACCCAUCUUGCGAGCCCAAGAGUAAAGAAGGUGCAGAAGAUUGAGGUUCUAAUAGAAUAUCUCGGGAGAGGAUCUGGUGACUCAUGAAGUAGAAGGCCGUGGAAUGUCUUAACAUUUGCAUAUACAGUAUUUGUGAGGUUCAUUUUCCUGGUUUGUCGCUAAGUGUUCUGUGCAUAUAGAGGAUGACAUGCAUUAGGGAAGACUGCUGCUGCGAAUUGGUAACAUAUAUAUUUUUUUCUAAGGUAUAAGUUAUGCGGCAAACCUUUUCUUGGGAGGUAUUUGAUAACUGAAGUAUAGUUUUUCCUUGAUUGAUUUGGUAUACAUGUAUGUUUAUCUUCUUCCAGAGAAAAUGCAAUAAAAUCAAAGUUAUCCCAAA
This is a messenger RNA of Beta vulgaris subsp. vulgaris (sugar beet), 1990 nucleotides long. RefSeq lists its product as uncharacterized. The transcript has a single exon. The record is from RefSeq and is a predicted model, not a curated record. The coding region runs from base 466 to 1551 and encodes 361 amino acids. Lineage: Eukaryota; Viridiplantae; Streptophyta; Magnoliopsida; Caryophyllales; Amaranthaceae.